Molecule: messenger RNA, 3984 nt
Organism: Ceutorhynchus assimilis (cabbage seed weevil)
Lineage: Eukaryota; Metazoa; Arthropoda; Insecta; Coleoptera; Curculionidae
Source: the annotation of a GenBank genome assembly
AUGUUCAAAAUAGUAAAAUAUGAAGAAAAUGUUAAAAAGAUGAGGACUGAGAACGCACCAUGAUUUGAAGAAGACAUUCUAAUGGAGUGCAUUUUGUGUGGAAAAUCCAUUGAUGGAUUACAAGACGAAUCGGUAGUACACAAACCAACAAAACAGGGUCUACAAACCAUCUGUAGUGCUGCUGAAAAAAGACAGGAUACUUUUGGAAUACGAAUUUUAGAAAAAAAAUACGCUAUUUUAGAUGGAACUUUAAAAGUAAAAUUUCAUAAAACUUGCAGAAAAACGUAUACUAGUAAUAUGAAAUUUGCUUCUGCCACCACCAGUGAAACCGAUGAUCUAUUAAACCAGGCAACUGCUUGCUCUAAAACCACCAGAAGUCACACUGGUUCCUUUGAUAUAAGAAGUAUGUGUUUAAUCUGCAACAAAACUGGACCCAGAAAAAUUAAACAAAAGAAGGAAAAAUUAACUUCGGUACAAACAGGUUCUGGCAAAAAUACGUUUAAAAAAAUAAUUGAGGCUGCCAAAGAGAAAAAUGAUAUAUCAAUGAUUUCAAAAUUAUGUGGCUUCGAAGAUUUGUUUGCUUAUGAUGCCAAAUACCACAAAAGCUGCUAUACCCACUCCAUAUCGCGGCGAAAUAUACAAGCCACAAAAAAUGAAAUGAAAAAAUCUUCGGAUCAACUUCCGCAAACUUUAUCGAAAUCAGAGGAGUAUUUUUCAGAUGAGUCCGAUACUACAGAUAAUGAAAAUUAUUUCACGACGGAAAACAAUCAUGAUAGUGGCAUACAAGUAAUUUUACAUAAGGCAGCUGAAAUACUGAAAAGGGAAAUUCGCAAAUUUCAGUCUGAGCAAAAAGAGUUCCCCAUGCCUGAAAACAUUUCUUCAUCUGAAUUUGAAAAACAAGUGCCCAAAUUACUUCUCACAUUUAUGUCUUGGCUAAUAGAUGAUAAUGCUUUUAACAAUGUGGAAAGUGAAGUGGCAGAAGCAGUUAUACCUUGCAGCAUUAUUAUGGCUCUGGUUUCAAAAAUUUAUAAAAAAAAUUACUUUCAAUUUGGAUUGGGACUGUUCAUACAUCAUACAGUUCGUAGUAAACAACUUUUGGAGACUUUAUCUGAUAUUGGCCUCAGCUGUACCUACAAUGACGUUCGCCAGUUAACAACGGCACUUGUGAAACAAAAGGUCCAUAAAGAACCAAUUUAUAUACCACUGGGUAUAGAUAUGGUUAGUCCUUCAAUGAAAAAUUAUAUCCAUGCAAGUAUGGAUAAUUUUGAUCUAAAUGAACAGACUAUUGAUGGUAAAAAUACAACUCAUAGCAUGGCUAUAGUUGUGUUUCAACAGCGAAAUAAUGAUCGUAGUUUUGCACGUUCAAAUAUUUCCAGAGAAGGACCUUAUUCGCUAAACACAGAAGACUUAGAUUUUCCUUUCCAAAACAUUUUGAAGUAUAACAAUCCCCCUAAUCGUCCCAAGCCCUCAUCAUUCAAACAAAUUGUUCUUAACAGACAAGAAGAUGAAAUUGCAAAAAAAACCAAUCUAGCCUGGACACUUUUACGAAACUUUAAUGGCGGAACCCCAUUUUUUAAUUGGUCCUCAUAUAAUAAUAUUUUAUCUGAUAAUGAGAUUGUCGUUUCGGAUAUUUUUUACUUGCCAUUUUUAAACAACCCCGCUACAGAAUACGAUACAAUUUAUACUUCAAUGAUACGCUUACUUCAAUUAGCAAAGGAGCUUGAUCAAAAUCAUAUAGUAAUAACAGCAGAUCUUGCAAUCUAUUCCAAAGCUAGAGAAAUUUUAUGGAACGAUCCACCAGAACUAAAAGGCAGUGUAACAUUAAUGCUUGGAGGCAUGCACUUGAAUAUGGCAUAUAUUGCUAGCAUAGGCUACAUUUUUGGUGACGGCGGUCUUACAACUAUGCUGACUGAAACUGAUGUAUAUGCCGAAGCUACAUGUAAACUUAUGAUGGAAGGUAAACAGUAUUCACGGGCUAUUCGUGGAUUGACUUUAGCUGCUGAUGCCUUAUUCAGAUUGUUUUUCAAAUCAUUAGAACAUUGGUUUAACAAUCCAGAAUCAAAUAAAUUCCUAACUCAGGAGCUUAAUACUUCUAUAGAAGAUUUGAGAAAUGAAUUUAGAAGCCAUAAAUAUGACAAGCAUAAAUUUGAUAAAUUUCUUGAAAAAAUUGAGACGCUCCAGAAUAUCAUCAGACGUUUUGUUGAAUCCGGCUAUGCCUAUUCAACAUUUAAGUUUUGGCACUCUUUCCUAAUAGCAGUUGAGCUUCUCUGGAGACUGCUCAAGUCAGAAAGAAAUGAAGAUUUUCAGGCACACUUAUGUGCUGUAUAUGAUACACUGCCAUAUUUAUCAGCUGCUGGACGAAAUUUAUACUUUAAAUGGGUUCCAGUAUAUCUAUCCGAUAUGGAGAAAUUGAAAGUAGAAGUCCCUGACAUGUUUGAAUUUCUAGCAGCUGGUAAUUUUGUUGUAAAAAAAACCAACGGAAAAAAGUUCAACUGUGUGGCCUCAGACAUGGCUCUCGAGCAAUCCAUUAAUAAAGACUGCAAUAGCUCUUCUGGAAUAAUUGGAUUUUCUAAACAACCAGGGGCUCUUCUACGAUGGAUGACAACAAGGCAUAUAUUGGGAGAUUAUUCUAAAAAUUUUUUGGAAGCCACCUCAAAAAUAGUCAAAAAAGGCAAGAAAGAAGCGUCUCUGCAAACCGACUCUAGGAUGGAAGGAAAAAAUGAAGAAGAUGUUCUAAAAAUCCUCAAUAGCAUAGAGAACUAUUGGUGUAAUCCGUUUGAUCUAGAUAAUGCCCCAGACCGCUUAGUUAAUAUAUGUACAGGAAAAAUAGUUAACGAAGAAGUAGAGAAGAGUCUGGGAAAUUUCUUAGAAAUUGCAACAGAGAAAGUCCAACAUAUUUUGAAUAAUCCACGUGAAGAGGAUUUCUGGAAACCUGCGAAAAGAAACAAAAUACAAACUUUCAAAGACACCAAAGUCAAGCCAAAAGCCAUGGCAAAAAAAACGUUCAUUGGAUCAGAAUGCAUGUUUCGUCGGAUAAUAUGUGCAGCACGAUUUCAAGAAAUGGACUUGUCUAAUAUAUUAUCAUAUGAGUUGUCUUCAGUUCCAGCAUCUCUAUUUCAUGAAGAUGGUUCUAUGCGUAAAACGACAAAAUCCGACUUGGCUAAAAAACUUGAGUCAUUUACUGAAAUAAUUACAACUAUUAACACUAAUGUCAACUCCUAUGUUAUUGAUGGAAUGGUUUUGAUUCGGGAAGUAAAUUUAUCUUCGAUUACAACAUUCAAUGACUUUGGACGAAUGUUUCUGGGACAUAGUAAAAACAAACGUUAUAUUGCCAUACAUGAUAUUGCAAAGAAAUUGGGUCCCCUCGUUUGUGGAAAUCUUCUAGCAAUUCAUUGUUUAACAGGCUGUGAUACUACCAGCGCGUUUUACAAAAUAGGAAAGAGGACAGCUUUUGAUAUGUUGACAAGGAAUAUCAAUGUACUAGCAGAAAUAGGAAAUCUUCCUAAUUUAAGCGAAGAAGAAGCCAUCGAACUAAGUACUAGAUAUGUGUAUACCUUAUACAAAAAUAAAAAUAAGGACAUUGUUAAUCUCAAUGAAAUGCGGUGUUUUUUAACGUCAACAACCAACCGCACGGCAGCAGAACUUCCCCCUACAGAUGACGCUUUUAAGCAGCACCUUAAAAGGUGUAUAUAUCAAUUAAAAAUUUGGUACUCCAGCCAUCAAGCGGAAAAUCAUUUUGAAGAUCCCAGUAGGUACGGCUGGAUAUUGGAGGAAAAUGUAUGGGUGCCUGUUUUAUCAACCCAAGAACCUGUGCCAGAUAAUUUACGAAAAAUUUUAUCCAUCCGCUGUUCCGACAAAAUCUGCAAUAACAGCAGAUGCAUUUGUGUUACUCAGGGAUUAAAAUGCUGUACUGAGUGCAAAUGCAAAUCCUGUUCAAACGCAAUUGUAAUAGAAGAUGCAGACUCGGAUUCUGAUUCAUAUUAA